Coprinopsis cinerea okayama7#130 is the source of this 1758-nucleotide messenger RNA. Its product is annotated as aryl-alcohol oxidase. The transcript has 10 exons. Lineage: Eukaryota; Fungi; Basidiomycota; Agaricomycetes; Agaricales; Psathyrellaceae. Gene Ontology annotation, molecular function: flavin adenine dinucleotide binding; oxidoreductase activity, acting on CH-OH group of donors. The record is from RefSeq and is a predicted model, not a curated record. The coding region runs from base 1 to 1758 and encodes 585 amino acids.
AUGCCUCCUUUCAGACUAACUGCGACUGCGCUAUGGCUAACUCUCUUUGCGCUUGUACACGCGAAAGUGUACAAGAGCAUUGACGAGCUUCCCGCUGGCUUGGAGGAAUCCUUUGACUUCAUCAUUGCUGGGGGAGGUAAUGCAGGCUCAGUUUUAGCUGGUCGACUAUCGGAAGAUCCCAAGUUCAGUGUCUUGCUCGUUGAGGCUGGGCCAGAUAAUGACGGGGCUUUGGAACUUCGAAUCCCUAAGAACUCGCCAUGGGGCAUUCCCAGGACCUUCAGCUGGAACUACACUGUGGUCCCCCAGAGUGGAUUGAAUAAUCGAACGUUUUUCUUGAACAGAGGACGGGUGCUUGGAGGGAGUAGCUCGAUCAAUGCAAUGAUCUACACUCGAGGAUCCGCGGAGGACUACGAUCUUUGGGCGAAGAUCACUGGCGAUCGUGGCUGGAGCUGGAAAUCAUUGUUCCCCUAUGCUCUCAAGCAUGAAGGAUGGACUGGUGGAGUUGGAGGACGCAACGUAUCGGGUCAGUAUAAUCCGCGCGUUCAUGGGUUGAAAGGGCCCGUCAAAGUCGGAAUGCCAUGGCGCGAACCUAUUGAAUUUGACAAAAUAUGUGUCGAGGCUGGAAAGAGUAGUAAAGAAAUUCCGUACAACGGGGACGCUAAUGAUGGAGAUUUACAUGGGAUCACUUGGGUGCACUCGACUUUUGGCGAAGGAGAGCGGAGCAGCUCUGCUACUGCGUAUCUCACCAAGGAAGUUCGAGCGCGCCCGAAUCUCAGCAUCUUGGUCAAUACAUAUGUUACCCGUGUUCUUCCAUCCAACAGUGGACGAGACUUGGAUAUCCGCACGAUUGAACUGGGCCCACUCGGUGGAGGCUCGACCGUGACCUUGACUGCGAAGAAGGAAAUCAUUCUCUCUGGCGGUACGAUUGGUACCGCUCAUAUUCUGCUGAAUUCGGGAAUAGGGGAUCGAAAGCAUCUCGCAGAAGUUGGUGUCAAAACCAUUCACCACCUUCCGGAUGUUGGAAAAGGGAUGUCCGACCAUGGUACCACGGGCUUUAGAGCGUCUUCGAAUUUCGCCUUGGAACCUCCUCCGUAUGAUAACGACGAGGCGAUGGCUCAGUGGGAACAACAUAAAACGGGUCCGCUGAGCCAAAGUGGUAUUUCAAAUCUCAUUGCCUGGGCGCGGAUCCCCUCAAAUUCGACGAUUUUCAAACGCUUCAAGGAUCCUUCUCCAGGUCCUGGCACUCCUCAUAUUGAGUACUCUCUGUCUACUUCAGGGAAUCAAACAGGCGCCCAAUUGUUCCUGAUGAGCCCGUACUCCCGCGGUUCCGUUCGUCUCAACUCCAGCAACCCAUUCGACAACCCUCUGAUUGAUUCUGGAUUCCUUACCCAUCCGUACGACAUCGAAGCUUACAAGGAAGGGUACCGUAUGAUCAAACGGUUCUAUGAACUGCCUAUCUGGAAAGAUCGAAUUACGGGUCCGUUUACAAUCGAUCCUGACGUGCUCUCCGAUGGGGAGUUCGAGAGGCGGGUUAGGGAUGAACUGGCGUCUGCGUUGCAUCCUGUUGGGACGGCGGCGAUGUCGUCUGGGAGGUCUAGGACGGGUGUUGUUGACCCUGAGUUGCGUGUUAAAGGUGUGAGGGGGUUGAGAGUGGUUGAUGCUUCGGCUAUUCCCUAUGUUCCAGCUGCGCAUACUCAAGCACCUGUGUAUAUCUUGGCUGAAAGGGCUGUGGAUAUCAUUCGUUCGGCUUGGGCUUAG